AUGUUUAUGAAAAUUGUCAACGCACCAAUGGCUCUGCUGCUCUGCAUGUUGAUUAUUCUGAUUGAAAACACCGGCUGUCGCACUGCCAUAUUCGAAAUAAAAAAUGUCACCUGUCGUAAGUAUAACAAAGAGCCAGUCAAACAGAUAAGCUGUGAAUUUGUGAAACGCGGCACCAACAACUACAGCAUUACCCUGCAAACAACGUUCAGUCGCAAUUUGGUCAGAAGUUUUAAAUCUCACGUCACCAUCGAUGUAAUGCCCAGCAAUUCGAGGCAAAUUAUCCAUCUGAUCGAUUUGAGAUUUAAUUCUUGCAUGUUUCUGCAACAAUCGCUGACCAAUCAACUGAUCAAGCCAUUGAUUGCGGAAUUUAAGAGGGUCACCAAUCUACCGAAAAAGUGUCCCUACAAAAAGGAUGUCCUUUAUGAGGCCAAAAAUUUCUCCUUAACUAAAAGUUUUAUACCUUCAUAUUUCCCCUCAGUGAGUUACAAUACCACAUUACAUCACUACGAUAGAAACGAAAUUAUUGGGACAAUUCAGAUUUUCGGAGGGUCUGAGCAAAAAAGCAAACGUUAG
Musca domestica (house fly) is the source of this 573-nucleotide messenger RNA. RefSeq lists its product as uncharacterized. The coding region runs from base 1 to 573 and encodes 190 amino acids. The transcript has 3 exons. NCBI's taxonomy places the organism in Eukaryota, Metazoa, Arthropoda, Insecta, Diptera, Muscidae. The record is from RefSeq and is a predicted model, not a curated record.